Symbiodinium necroappetens is the source of this 2304-nucleotide messenger RNA. NCBI's taxonomy places the organism in Eukaryota, Dinophyceae, Suessiales, Symbiodiniaceae. The record is from the annotation of a GenBank genome assembly.
AUGGCUGUGGGAACAGCUGCAAACGAUCGAAUCGAGAACCAUGCGGUGGAGAAGGAGAGGAAUCCAGUGUCGCCGCAGCUCCAGGCAUCGCCGAAAGGCCGCGAUGCAGACGCGAAAGAAGGCCUUGCCUCCACGCGGACACAAGCGGAUUGCAAGAAGGAGGAUGUGGCCAAGGAGGGCGAAAGGCACGUUGACUUCGGAUACCUCAGUGAGUCAGUAAUAAGCACUGCCUCACCAGCUAUGAGCGAAGCUGGCGAAAGUGGGGAGUCAUCCAACUCCAGUGUGUCGCAAGAUGCCCAUGGCAAUGUCGAUUGCCACUCCAACGGCUUAUUGCCUUUUGCAGAUCUUGCUGGAGCCAGAAGAUCUGCACCCGAGGCGCAGAAAGGUCACGCUCAAGUCGAGUUCGCAGCGCUUUCUCCUGAAAGUCCACCUUGUUGCUGCGGCGGAUUGCAGUACCUGCAGGAGAUGCUGAAUUACAUGGAUAGCUACUGCCAGGGCAUGCGCCCGUGGCAACAGCAGUGGGUGAGUCUGGUGGAAUCGGCAUGCAGGACGGCGCUGGAAAGCGACUACAAGGAGAUGGCGUUGGUGGGAAGCUUGGCUUUGGCUCUGGAGACGCCCGGGAGCGAUGUGGACCUCGUGUGCGUUACACACUCGCCCGCACAUCAAGUAGAUGCAGUGACUGUUCUGAGGAAGGUCCGGGACAUACUCGUUUCCGACAGUCACUCCUCCGGAUUCCCUGAUGGCUACACCGUGCUAGUCAUUGAUGAUGCCCGAAUACCCAUUCUGUCUGUGACGACAGGCAGCCAGGUCCUGGUCGAUCUGGCCUUGAAUUCGCACCACUCCAUCCAGCAUGUAAGUUGGUUUCGGAAUGUUGGUGCCGUGCCUCCGAAUCCUCCGACUGUGGUGCAGGUCCCAGUGCUGACUGUGACGCUGCGCUGCCUGAAAUGGUGGUUGAGGAUGAGACGAAUUCCCCGCAUGAAAGAUGGCUCGCUGCCAACAGUGGCAUGGAUGCUGCUGGCAAUGCAUGUUUGCGCGGAGCAAAGUGGAUCCUUCUCACCGGAGCUCCUUUCAGAGAAUCCACUGGCGGCGGUACUUGCGCUCCUGAGUGCCUUCUUCCAGAGAUACACGACGGUCAGCGGUCUCGACGGGAAGCUGCAGUUUGAGAAAGGCUCUGCUGUCUCAAGCUUUGAGCAGAGCUUCCAGAAGCGGCCCUGCCAUGCUGAUCUAGUAAUCGUCGAUCCAGAAUCAGAUGUGAACUUGGCACCGCCGAUGUCGCCGGCAACACAUAUUCUGCUGGUGCAUGAGCUACUUCGUGCAAGGUCUCUUUUGAAGAGUGUGAUGAGUACCGGACAGUGCCAGCAUCUUCACUCGGUUUUUCAGCCGGUGCCAGAGUUUGUAAACUCACUCCCUGCCUCCGCUUCCGACAGUUUUGAUGCGCUGGUGUUCCUGGGUGGGAAUGGGGACAGUUCAUGUACAGUUGAGCUCGUCCGCAUUCACAGCGUCGGCAAGAUGCCCUGGUGGCAAGCUCCUUUCCUGGCUCGCUGGGACAUGCAGAGCCACCUGGAUGCACACAUUUUCUGCGAGCAGCAAGUAGCUGGCCGUUGCACCUUUAUCCAGACGAAGGCCAUCACCUUAUCGCCCUGGAAUUUCAUCUGUCGUGUGGAAACAAGCGGUGAUGAGCAGAAGGGGUUGAUUCUGGAUGACGAGGCCCUGCAUUGCAUGAAGAGUAUGAAGGCGCUGGCAUCUGAAAUGCAGGGCUGGGCUGCGAUCAAAAGCCGGCUCUGGAACUUGGCCGGUGGCGCGCGAAGCUGGAGAGUUCCAGCUCGUGUCGUGCAGGACCCUGAAUGUGAGACGGAUGUGGAGUGCGGGAUGCAGCGCCCAGAAUGCAAGAAUGCGCAGUGCCAGGAUCUACGAGAAUUCAACGCGUCCGUGGGCGAGUGUAUCUGUGAAAGCCCCAAAGACUGCGGACGUGAGGAGAUGGACCCAUCGAAAAACACCUCACUCACGGGCUGCGCCCAGAUUUGUGAGACGAAUCCUGAGUGCCAAGCUUUCGAAGGGUAUUACCACCGCUCAGGCAGUUUCGUCUGCAAACUGCUCAGGACUCGCCAGAAUCAGGAAAGCGGAGCACCUGCAACUUUGACAGGCAACGGCAGACGCUUUGCAUCCGAGUACGACGUGUUCUGCUACAACAAGCCAGAUAGAGAAAGUCUCUGUGGCCGCCAUGUUGGAUGCCUUGCAACCCCAGGUCACUUCUGCUGUCCCGACCGUCGUGGCGAGCUGCUUCUCUGCUGCUCGACGCCAUCU